This is a messenger RNA of Diceros bicornis minor, 2544 nucleotides long. RefSeq names its product plasminogen activator, tissue type (gene PLAT). The transcript has 14 exons. The coding region runs from base 109 to 1803 and encodes 564 amino acids. Lineage: Eukaryota; Metazoa; Chordata; Mammalia; Perissodactyla; Rhinocerotidae. Gene Ontology annotation, biological process: smooth muscle cell migration; plasminogen activation. Gene Ontology annotation, cellular component: extracellular region. The record is from RefSeq and is a predicted model, not a curated record. Gene Ontology annotation, molecular function: serine-type endopeptidase activity.
GAUCGGGAGCUGAGGUCCUGCAAGAGCCCAGGGCUGAAGAGAAAGCCUCUCCGAGGGAGGGAAGGAAGGCAAGGAGUGGCUGGCGAAUUUAAGGGAGGCUCUGAAGAAAUGGUGAAUAAAAUGAAGAGAGAGCUGCUGUGUGCGCUGCUGCUUUGCGGAGCAGUCUUCAUUUUGCCCAGCCAGGAAAUCCACACUCGAUUCAGAAGAGGAGCCAGAUCUUACAGAGUGACCUGCAGAGAUGAAAAAACACAGAUGACGUAUGAGCACCACGAGUCGUGGCUGCGCCCCAUGCUCAGGGGCAACCGGGUGGAAUACUGCUGGUGUGACAGCGGCCUGCUGCAGUGCCACUCGGUGCCCGUCAAAGGUUGCAGCGAACCGAGGUGCUUCAAUGGGGGCACGUGUUGGCAGGCUCUGUAUUUCUCAGACUUUGUCUGCCAGUGCCCUGAAGGAUUUGUUGGGAAACGCUGUGAAAUAGAUGCCAGUGCCACAUGCUACAAAGACCAGGGUGUCACCUACAGGGGCACGUGGAGCACAACAGAGAGUGGGGCCGAGUGUGUCAACUGGAAUAGCAGUGUACUGGCCCUGAAGCCCUACAACGGGCGGAGGCCAGACGCCAUCAAGCUGGGCCUCGGGAAUCACAAUUACUGCAGAAAUCCAGACCAAGACUCGAAGCCCUGGUGCUACGUCUUCAAGGUGGGGAAGUAUAGCUCGGAGUUCUGCAGCACGCCAAGCUGCCCCACGGAAAAAACUGGGGACUGCUACACUGGAAGAGGGUUAGCAUACCGCGGCACCCACAGCCUCACUACAUCUGGUGCCUCUUGCCUCCAGUGGAAUUCCAUGAUCCUUAUAGGCAAGAUUUACACAGCCCGGACGACCAAUGCCCAGGCACUGGGCCUGGGCAAGCACAAUUACUGCCGGAAUCCCGAUGGGGAUGCCAAGCCUUGGUGCCAUGUGCUGAAGGACCGCACGCUGACGUGGGAAUACUGUGACAUACCCCAGUGCCCCACCUGUGGCCUGAGACAGUACAAGCAGCCUCAAUUUCGCAUUAAAGGAGGACUCUACGCGGACAUUGCCUCUCAUCCAUGGCAGGCCGCCAUCUUUGCCAAGAACAGGAGGGCACCAGGAGAGAGGUUUUUGUGUGGGGGAAUACUGAUCAGUUCCUGCUGGGUCCUAUCUGCUGCCCACUGCUUCCAGGAAAGGUUUCCUCCCCACCACCUCAAGGUGGUCUUGGGCAGAACAUACCGGUUGGUCCCUGGAGAAGAGGAGCAGAAAUUUGAAGUAGAAAAAUACAUCGUCCAUAAGGAAUUUGAUGAUGACACUUACGACAAUGACAUUGCCCUGCUGCAGCUGAAAUCGGAUUCACCACAGUGUGCCCAGGAGAGCGACACCGUCCGCACCGUCUGCCUGCCUGAAGCCGACCUGCAGCUGCCCGACUGGACGGAGUGUGAGCUGUCUGGCUACGGCAAGCACGAGGCCGCGUCUCCUUUCUUCUCCGAGCGGCUGAAGGAGGCGCAUGUCAGACUGUACCCAUCUAGCCGCUGCACGUCACAGUAUCUGUUUAACAGAACCAUUACAGACAAUAUGCUGUGUGCUGGGGACACACGGAGCGGAGGGGACCAGGCGAACCUGCAUGAUGCCUGCCAGGGUGACUCAGGAGGCCCCUUGGUGUGUAUGAAGGACAAUCACAUGACUUUGGUUGGCAUCAUCAGCUGGGGCCUUGGCUGUGGGCGGAAAGAUGUUCCAGGUGUAUACACCAAGGUUACUAAUUACCUAGACUGGAUUCAAGACAAUAUUCGACCAUGACCACGAACACCCAAUUCCCUGAAAUCACAGGAGACCCCUACUUCUUCCACUUCAGAAGACACCCCAAGGCAGAGUGCUUCCUUACACAGAUUUCCCCAUGAGCCAUCACACAGGACAAGUGGGUGAGAAGUGGUAGGAGAGGGGAGAGGGCAUAUUUUCACAGGUACUUCCCAUUUUGGAAGUUUUCAUGGGUUCAGGUCUGAUUUCAGAAUGUAUUCUGUCAGACCAGAAGACAGAUAAAUGCCAACCCCUCCUGGAUACUGCCAUCUAGGGCAGAAGAGAGGUAGACAAAAGCCCAGCCUCUAAUCUGUCAGGAUGAGCAGUUUUGAGAUGGGACCACACAGAUGAAAGUGUGUCUCAGUAGGAACAAGUAACCCAGUCCUUCAGGAAAGAAGGAUUGCAAUAGAAAUAGAAUGUUUAUAGUCACAAGGAAGUCCAACAGGGGCCUCCUAAGAAUGGCUGGGCUGGCUGGCCAGAUCGUGUUCCUCAAAGCCAUCCUUGAAAUCAUUUGCCUUUCCCCUUUCUCCACCCUACAGCUCUUGCAAGGAAAUCCUUUGUGUACAGUGUAAAUCUUUUUUCUUUAUAAACUUUAUAAUAGAACAGGAGACUUGUAUCGUUUUCAUAACAGAUCAACUAGGCUUUAGCAUAUUUAUAUCAAUCCAUUUUAGUUUUUACUUUCUGUUGCCACAACCCUGUAUUAUACCGUACUGAAAUAAUAAAUUCAGAUAUAUUUUUCACAUA